Messenger RNA from Lipotes vexillifer (Yangtze River dolphin), 2335 nucleotides. RefSeq names its product UDP-N-acetylglucosamine pyrophosphorylase 1 (gene UAP1). The record is from RefSeq and is a predicted model, not a curated record. Gene Ontology annotation, molecular function: UDP-N-acetylglucosamine diphosphorylase activity. The coding region runs from base 325 to 1842 and encodes 505 amino acids. Gene Ontology annotation, biological process: UDP-N-acetylglucosamine biosynthetic process. Lineage: Eukaryota; Metazoa; Chordata; Mammalia; Artiodactyla; Lipotidae. The transcript has 10 exons.
CUCCGCAGCCGCCUCGUCGCUUGAGCUGUGGGCGCUGACGUGUCUGGGCCGGUGUUUGCGACUCCUCCCUGCGCGGGUAGCCACUCGUCGCGGCGACGGAGGGGCGGGGUGGCCGGGGCCGGCGCUCCCCUUGGCCCCAGCUCCCGGCCCGCCCUGCCGCCCCGGCCCCCCGGAUGAGGGUAUAUAUUCGGAGCGGGCGCUGGACGCCGAUGAGUGGCCGAGCCGAAGGAGCCGGAGCUGGGCGGAGCUGUGGUCGCGCCGAGAGAGGUUUACAGGUGCAGAAAUUACACCCCAGUUAUUACAAAACUUGGCUACCAGAGCAUUAUGAAUGUUAAUGACCUCAAACUCAGGUUGUCCAAAGCUGGGCAAGAACACCUAUUGCAAUUCUGGAAUGAGCUGGAAGAAGCCCAACAGGUAGAACUUUUCACAGAGCUCCAGGCCAUGAACUUUGAGGAGCUGAACUUCUUUUUCCAGAAGGCCAUUGAAGGAUUUAACCAUUCUUCCCAGCCAGUGAAAGUGGACGCACGGAUGGAAGCUGUCCCUCGAGAGGUGUUGGGCAGCGCUACCAGGGAUCACGAUCAGCUGCAGGCCUGGGAAAGUGAAGGACUUUUCCAGAUUUCUCAGAACAAAGUAGCAGUUCUUCUUCUAGCUGGUGGGCAGGGGACAAGACUUGGUGUUGCAUAUCCCAAGGGGAUGUAUGAUGUCGGUUUGCCAUCCCAUAAGACACUUUUUCAGAUUCAAGCAGAGCGUAUCCUGAAGCUUCAACAGUUAGCUGAAAAAUAUCAUGGCAACAAAUGCAUCAUUCCGUGGUAUAUAAUGACCAGUGGCAGAACAAUGGAAUCUAUAAAGGAGUUCUUCACAAAGCACAAGUACUUUGGUUUAAAAAAAGAGAAUGUAAUCUUUUUUCAGCAGGGAAUGCUGCCUGCUAUGAGUUUUGAUGGGAAAAUUAUUUUGGAAGAGAAGAACAAGGUUUCUAUGGCUCCAGAUGGGAAUGGUGGUCUUUAUCGGGCUCUCGCAGCCCAGAAUAUUGUGGAGGAUAUGGAGCAAAGAGGCAUUUGGAGCAUUCAUGUCUAUUGUGUUGACAACAUAUUAGUAAAAGUGGCAGACCCACGGUUCAUUGGAUUUUGCAUUCAGAAAGGAGCAGACUGUGGAGCAAAGGUGGUAGAGAAAACGAACCCUACAGAACCAGUUGGAGUGGUUUGCCGAGUGGAUGGAGUAUACCAGGUGGUGGAAUAUAGUGAGAUUUCUCUGUCUACAGCUCAAAAACGAAGCUCAGAUGGACGACUGCUGUUCAAUGCGGGGAACAUUGCCAACCAUUUCUUCACUGUACCGUUUCUGAGAGAUGUUGUCAAUAUUUAUGAACCUCAGUUGCAGCACCAUGUGGCUCAAAAGAAGAUUCCAUAUGUGGAUUCCCAGGGGCAGUUAAUUAAGCCAGACAAACCAAAUGGAAUAAAGAUGGAAAAAUUUGUCUUUGACAUCUUCCAGUUUGCAAAGAAGUUUGUGGUGUAUGAAGUAUUACGGGAAGAUGAGUUUUCCCCACUGAAGAAUGCAGACAGUCAGAACGGGAAGGACAACCCCACUACUGCAAGGCACGCUUUGAUGUCCCUCCAUCAUUGCUGGGUCCUCAAUGCCGGGGGCCACUUCAUAGAUGAAAAUGGCUCUCGCCUCCCAGCAAUUCCGCGCUUGAAGGAUGCCAAUGAUGUACCAAUACAAUGUGAAAUCUCUCCUCUUAUCUCCUAUGCUGGAGAAGGACUAGAAAGUUAUGUGGCAGAUAAAGAAUUCCACGCACCUUUAAUCAUUGAUGAGAAUGGAGUCCAUGAGCUGGUGAAGAAUGGUAUAUGAGCCAGAUACCAAGUUCCACCACGAUAAGAAUAGCUUUUAUUUUUGAUAGACCGACUGUGAACCUACAGGACCUCUCCUGGAAUACUCAGUUUUCAAUAUCCACAGGCUUUCAUUUUAAUUGUUGAACUCUCGUAACUACUACAUAUUCCCCAAGAUCCAGAUGACUGAACUUCAGAAGGUGUUUUUAUGAUUCUCAACUGAUUGAAGGUCUUAUUUAUAUUUUUCAAUUGUGUACUUUUUUUUCCAAGCUAAGGAAAACAUUGGCCAUCUAGGAAAUUUCCUACAGCUUACGUGUAGUCAGGGUGUUCAACAUCACUUUACUUGGAGCUGGCAGCGCUUGUUUUUGAAGUUGUACAUAGUAAUAAUAUGUCGUUGUACAUGUUGAAAGGUUUCUAUGGUACUAAAAGUUUGUUUUAUUUUAUCAAAAAUUAAAUAUUUUUAAGAAAAUGAUUGGACAAUAAAAUGAACUUUUCUUCUUGUCUCUGGAGUGUCA